GCAAGCUGCCAUGAAAGGCUGUGAAUCCAGUGAAUCUGUAAAAAGCAAACGAGAAAAUCUGCAGGGCUUGAGAGGAAUUGCAAUUUUGCUCGUGCUUUUAAUGCACUUAAAACCAACAUCCUUCCGCCAUGGAUUUGUUGGCGUAGAUAUCUUCUUUGUGCUGUCUGGCUUUCUUAUGACCCAAAUACUCUUUCGGAAAAAGCUGACGUUGGAAUCUAUUUGUACUUUUUAUUGUCGCAGGUUCAAAAGGAUUGUACCUCUGUACAUGAUCGCGGUCCUCAGCAUAUACUUGUAUGGAUAUUUUUACAUAUUUCGUAUCGAUCGCAAGCAAAUCUUUGAAGAUCUUACUUGGGCGUACACGUAUUCCACUAAUCUGCAACCAAUCUUCCAAAAAGUAGGAUAUUGGGAUCAGCUAACAACAUAUCGGUUCUUCGUUCACGCAUGGUCUCUUGGUGUAGAACUACAGUAUUAUCUUAUCGUGCCUUUGAUUAUGGGCACGGCAUCCUGCUUCGAGCACAAAACUCGACUUAUGCUUUUUCUUUCUUUGAUGGCUCUUUCUCUUGCUUUCCAGCUUUGCAGUUCAGCCAAUAGCACAUCCGGGAAUGGCCACACCAUGAGCUGCAGAGAAAAAGGCUGUGUUGGUCAACCAUUCUGA
Molecule: messenger RNA, 655 nt
Organism: Cylicocyclus nassatus
Lineage: Eukaryota; Metazoa; Nematoda; Chromadorea; Rhabditida; Strongylidae
Source: the annotation of a GenBank genome assembly